AUGGCCGAGGAUGCCAAAAAUUUAAUAAACAAAACAUCGGACAAUAACGAACUUACAGUGUUCUCCUUUAAAAAUGAAGCAACAAAACUAAAAUUCGCCGAUGACACUAAGGACGAUAACAAGGAUGGAUCAAUCAACAUUGAACCAAAAUAUGCUAGUAAACUUAUAGGCAUAGUAUCGGAAAUGGAUCCAGCGGAUCAUCGAAUAAGCUAUCGAGUUUAUCCACAACGUUGGAUCGUUUUAGCAGUUGUCGCAUUAUUGAACAAUUCAAAUACAAUGUCAUGGAUUGCAUUUGCUUCCAUUUCCAAUUAUGUCGACGUUUUCUAUGGAAUGAGCAAAGCAGCGAAUUGGUUUUCACUAGUUUUUAUAAUCUGCACAAUACCGAUAGGCUUAUUCGGCAUAUGGAUGAGUAGUUCGUUCGGGCUUCGAUUUGCGAUUCUCAUCGCAGCUUGGACAAACGGUAUUGGUGCUGCCAUCCGUCUUAUCAGUUCAUUUUUGCCACUGCAAAUCCGCUUCCCGGUUGGGAUUUUUUGGACAGGCAGUGGCUGCUUGUGCAUAUCCGUUUAUUAUGUUGCGGGGUCAUGGUUUGCCGAAAAUCAAAGAGCGUUAGCAACAACCGUUGGAAUCAUGGCAAAUCCGUUGGGGGUGUUGAUGGCAAAUGUUCUUUCUCCACAAAUAGUUGAGGCUCCAGUGGAUGUAAUUAUAGUAAACAUCAUAACUUUUGUACCUUCGCUGUUGGCUUGUUUAAUAGCAACUUUCUGUGUAACUCGUUCAGAACCACUAAUUCCACCAUCACAAAGUGCUGCUCAACCACAAAUGCCGUUUCUUCCUGGAAUCAAACAGUGCUUUACUAAUAAGGCUUACAUACUGCUUUUGAUAGUAAUGGGUGGUGGUAUUGGCAUGUUUAAUUGUCUCUAUACCGUCAUACAACAGCUGUUUUGUGCGACAGGAUAUUCGAAUUCGUUCUCCGGACUUUGCGCUGCACUGAUGAUCAUUGGUGGAGUUUUCGGAGCUACUGCUUCAGGCAUGUUUGUCGACCGAACCAAACUUUAUGAAGAAACCAUGAAAAUAUGCAUGUCUCUGGCUGUCAUUUUUGGGGUCAUAUUUUUGCAGUUAUCUCUACAUUCUGAUCUCAUUAUCUAUCUUGUAAUCAUGGCUUUCCUAUUCGGUGUUUUCGGACUUGCAUCAUAUCCAGUUGGUUUAGAAUUAGCCUCCGAAUGUACUUUCCCGGUGUCUGAAACAUCUUCAUCAGGCCUUGUGGUGCUCAGUGGUCAGAUACAUUCAAUAAUUUACGUUGGCAUAACGAAUUUACUUGCGCGACCAUUACAACAGGCAUAUAAAAAUAUUCAAAUUUGUACAGUCGAAGAUGAAGCCAAUUCUACCGCUGUACCACAAGAUAGCUCUAUUUCCGUUAUCGUAUUAUCAGCAAUAGCUGCCCUACUAGCCAUUGUGCUAGUAAUAUUUUUCAAACCAACUUAUAAGCGUAUGGGAGCGGAGAAAAAUAAUUCAUUAGUUACGAAUGGAAAAGAAACAAGCGAAAGUCGUCAGUUAAACGAUUUGAAUCGAAUUAAAGAUGAAUCUUUAAUACCGCUGGCAGUAUAACAAGGUACCACUUAAAAGUAAUGGUGAAUUAUGGAUUUUUCCCUGAUUUGGAAACUAAUUGCGCUUUUUUAUGGGUAACUUUUAUGUGAUUUUUGCAUAACUGAUUCUAGUUGCAGUUUUUCAUAUUGGGAAUUUUUUUUACGUGGAAUUCAG
Loa loa (African eye worm) is the source of this 1755-nucleotide messenger RNA. Its product is annotated as major facilitator superfamily transporter. The record is from RefSeq and is a predicted model, not a curated record. Gene Ontology annotation, biological process: transmembrane transport. Bases 1 to 1602 code for a protein of 533 amino acids. Gene Ontology annotation, cellular component: membrane. Gene Ontology annotation, molecular function: transmembrane transporter activity. The transcript has 12 exons. NCBI's taxonomy places the organism in Eukaryota, Metazoa, Nematoda, Chromadorea, Rhabditida, Onchocercidae.